Molecule: messenger RNA, 1289 nt
Organism: Colius striatus (speckled mousebird)
Lineage: Eukaryota; Metazoa; Chordata; Aves; Coliiformes; Coliidae
Product: histone H2B 1/2/3/4/6
Exons: 1
Coding region: 788-1168 (126 amino acids)
Cellular component (GO): nucleosome
Molecular function (GO): structural constituent of chromatin; DNA binding; protein heterodimerization activity
Source: RefSeq, a predicted model, not a curated record
GAGCCUUUGGAUUAUUUUCUCCAAAAGGAGACACGUGCCUUUUUUCCCGUGUUCACUUGGCUUUUGCCUUGUGGCUGUCGGUCUUCUUGGGCAGCAGCACGGCCUGGAUGUUGGGCAGCACGCCGCCCUGCGCGAUCGUCACCUUGCCCAGCAGCUUGUUGAGCUCCUCGUCGUUGCGGAUGGCCAGCUGCAGGUGGCGGGGGAUGAUGCGCGUCUUCUUGUUGUCGCGGGCCGCGUUGCCCGCCAGCUCCAGGAUCUCGGCCGUCAGGUACUCCAGCACGGCAGCCAGGUACACCGGGGCGCCGGCGCCCACCCGCUCCGCGUAGUUGCCCUUGCGCAGCAGCCGGUGCACACGGCCCACGGGGAACUGCAGCCCGGCCCGCGACGAGCGCGACUUGGCCUUGGCCCGCGCCUUCCCGCCCUGCUUCCCGCGGCCGGACAUCUUCGCUUGCCUGCUCGCUCCUAAGAAUGACCAGCAGCUGAGAGCAGAGCCGACAGAGUCCAGCAGCUAUACCCUUGCUUUUCCACCUCGCCCCUGCUCUGAUAGGCUGAGAAGUAGGUCUCGUGUGGACAACCAAUGAGAAGGUGAAUCCAAAUCUGACCUAUUACAGUGGUCUAUACGAGAAUGGGACGUACUGUUGCUGUUGCCCAAUGAGAGUGCGCAAAGGUAAUGCUGCUUAUUUGCAUACCAGAGCUAUAAGUACGAGGUACUCGGCUGUUUUCGUUCAGUUCGUCUAUCGCCAGCUGCCUGAGUCGGAGCUGAUUUUAGAGACGCGCGUUUGUUACGAUGCCUGAGCCGGCCAAGUCCGCCCCAGCGCCCAAGAAGGGCUCCAAGAAAGCCGUCACUAAGACGCAGAAGAAGGGCGACAAGAAGCGCAAGAAGAGCCGCAAGGAGAGCUACUCCAUCUACGUGUACAAGGUGCUGAAGCAGGUGCACCCCGACACCGGCAUCUCGUCCAAGGCCAUGGGCAUCAUGAACUCCUUCGUCAACGACAUCUUCGAGCGCAUCGCCGGCGAGGCCUCGCGCCUGGCGCACUACAACAAGCGCUCCACCAUCACGUCGCGGGAGAUCCAGACGGCCGUGCGGCUGCUGCUGCCCGGCGAGCUGGCCAAGCACGCCGUGUCCGAGGGCACCAAGGCUGUCACCAAGUACACCAGCUCCAAGUAGAAUAACUGGCACCGUUAGUUUUAACCCAAAGGCUCUUUUAAGAGCCACUCACAUUUUCAAUAAAAGAGCUGCGCAUUUAAAAAUCGGCGGAAGAAAACCACGGGGUGGAUUUUCAAUGUAA